AUGGCCUCAAAUUCUGCCCCCUCCAAACGCAGGUGCCUCUGUUCUCCGACCAACCAUCCCGGCUCUUUCCGCUGCAGUUUUCAUCGGAACCGCCGCAAGGUCGUCUCCGCUACGUCCUCAUCCUCCAUUGCUGCCAUUUCCACUGCGCAAUUGGAUCUCGCGAUGUUGGCGAAGGCGAACGCGCUGAGGGCGUUUCUUCUGCAGAUCAUCAAGCCGUCGGGUAACGAUCCUCAGCGGCGGAGGAAUUUCAACCCGAGGCCUUCCAGGUUUUGCUUGAUGAACAAUCAUGGAACAGGAUUGGCUGUUUCUUGA
Messenger RNA from Momordica charantia (bitter melon), 312 nucleotides. RefSeq lists its product as uncharacterized. The record is from RefSeq and is a predicted model, not a curated record. NCBI's taxonomy places the organism in Eukaryota, Viridiplantae, Streptophyta, Magnoliopsida, Cucurbitales, Cucurbitaceae.